This is a messenger RNA of Emiliania huxleyi CCMP1516, 390 nucleotides long. RefSeq lists its product as hypothetical. Bases 1 to 390 code for a protein of 129 amino acids. The transcript is spliced from 3 exons. Lineage: Eukaryota; Haptophyta; Isochrysidales; Noelaerhabdaceae. The record is from RefSeq and is a predicted model, not a curated record.
AUGGCCUCCCACCGCAUCGGCGCCCGCGUCGCGGGCCUCUCGCCAGAGCAGCUGUGCGCCAUCAUCGAGGCGCAGGCGGGCGCGAGCGACGCCGCGCUGCGCGUGGCGGAGGAGCACGCCGCACGGCUCGUGGAGCAGCCCGAGUGGAUCCUCUCCGAGGUCCUCCUCUCGCCGGACCUCGCCCCGCACAUCCUCGCCCACCUGCCGACCAAGGAGCACGCCGCCAAGGCGUCGAAAAUGUCCGAAAAAGCGUGUCUCGAGUUUGUUGCAGCUCCGCAGCCUGCGCGCGCUGCCGGGACGCACCGCUCGCGCGUUCGGCACACUCGAAAGUACGCCGCCGAGCGUGCCACCGACGGCGUCCCGGCGGCGGUGAUGGAGUGUGAGACCUGA